Molecule: messenger RNA, 1316 nt
Organism: Austrofundulus limnaeus
Lineage: Eukaryota; Metazoa; Chordata; Actinopteri; Cyprinodontiformes; Rivulidae
Product: gastrula zinc finger protein XlCGF17.1
Biological process (GO): regulation of transcription by RNA polymerase II
Molecular function (GO): RNA polymerase II cis-regulatory region sequence-specific DNA binding; DNA-binding transcription factor activity
Source: RefSeq, a predicted model, not a curated record
AAAACCCUACUCCUGCAACACCUGCGGGGAACAGUUCAGUCAGACAAACAUGUUGAGAUGUCACAUGACGAGUCACACAGAGGAGAAACCCUUUCCCUGUGAAACAUGUGGGAAAAGUUUCAGGUUCAAGAACAGUUUGUCGGUCCACAAAAGAACCCACAGGGGUGAGAAACCCUACAUCUGUAAAAUCUGUGGGGAAAGAUUUGGUUAUUUCUCUGCCUUGAAAUGCCACACGUCCACACACACAGGGGAGAAACUCCAUUCUUGUGAAAUCUGUGGGAAAUCCUUCAUUCACAGUAAAAGUUUAUCCAAUCACAUCAGGACUCACACAGGUGAGAAACCCUUUACUUGUGGAACAUGUGGGAAAAGUUUUGCUCGGAAUGACAGUUUGGUGGAUCAUAUGAAAACUCACACUGGUGAGAAACUGUACUCCUGCGAAACAUGCGGGAAAACCUUCCUCCGCAGCGGUCAGUUGUCUCGUCACUCUAGAGUCCACACAGGUGAGAAACGUUACUCCUGCAGCACCUGUGGGGAAAGAUUUAACUACUCCUCAGUGCUGAAAAGACACAUGAGAACCCACACCAGUGAGAAACCAUAUUCUUGCGAAUUAUGUGGGAAAAGUUUUAGCCAAAGUGGUAAUCUGCACUUUCACAUGAAAACCCACACAGGUGAGAAGCAGUAUUCCUGCCAGGUGUGCGGGAAAAGCUUCAUACGGAGUCACAGUUUGGUGAUGCACAACAGAACUCACACAGGUGAGAAGCCCUACACCUGUGGAACCUGUGGGAAAAGUUUCAGACAUAGAAGUGCAAUGACCGUGCACAUGAGGACUCACACAGGUGAGAAGCCCUACACCUGUGAAAGGUGCGGUAAAACCUUCAGGUUUAACGGUGGUCUGACCUGCCAUAUGAAAACCCACCUGAGCCAGGAGCAGCGUUCAGGUGUCGUGUUUGGAGCUGGAGCAGCUGAUGAGCUGCAACACUUUUAAUAUAAAGGUUGAAAUCAGAUUUUAAGAUUCUGCCUCCUAAACUACAGAACUAUUGUUCAGCUGAUCAGAAUCAACACUAAAUAACACCAACAUGUCAACAAAAGUCUUUUACAGGUUUAGGAUGAAGCUUUGAGCAGAUGAGUCAUCCUGAACUCACUCUGAGGGUUUAAAACAUUUUGUGACGUCGUUCUGAAAACAUUAACUUUGAUAUGAAGCUGUCAGUGACACGCAUUCCUUUAAAGAAUGCUGGACUCUUAUUUUGUUAAACACUUCCUGUCUCUUGUAUUCAGUCUGUUUCAUACGCUAAAAAUAAAUUAGUCAGAAAACUGUC